Chaetomium fimeti is the source of this 1600-nucleotide messenger RNA. Its product is annotated as mitochondrial carrier domain-containing protein. Gene Ontology annotation, biological process: mitochondrial L-ornithine transmembrane transport. The transcript is spliced from 2 exons. The coding region runs from base 421 to 1365 and encodes 314 amino acids. Gene Ontology annotation, cellular component: mitochondrion. NCBI's taxonomy places the organism in Eukaryota, Fungi, Ascomycota, Sordariomycetes, Sordariales, Chaetomiaceae. The record is from RefSeq and is a predicted model, not a curated record. Gene Ontology annotation, molecular function: L-ornithine transmembrane transporter activity.
CAGAGUUUAAGAAUAACAUCGUUCUCCACCUCGAUGCACCACGAUUCUUGACGAACAGGGGCUCCCCGCUUUGAUCUCGCACGCCAUCGACCUGGCGUUCCAGAACCACUCAGGUACCCAGUCACACCCUGGUCUGCAGGGUUCCACACCCCGCCUAUCCGCGAUUAUUCGGAGGAGAGGCAAGACCCUCCGAUAGCCGGCACCGGCCCGCGCGGGAGACAACACUCACUCACUUUUAAAAGGUUGACACAACUUGAACUGUGUACUGUGUACGAUACGGGCACUGCACCGACGAACUGGGCUUGGAAGUUUCCAAUUGAAUCGCUCCCAGGCUCUGUCUGUUCUUUCUCAAGUCCACCCCGACUCUCUGAAGAGCGACAACUCCCGCCCACCAACUCGCCAGCGACGACACAACCAAAAAUGGCCGACCCUGCCGCCGACGUGGAAGCCCACGACGCCGCGGGCCCGUCCUCCGGCCUGCAGACAGCCAAAGACCUAUUCUCUGGCGCAGCAGGCGGCAUCGCCCAGGUGCUGAUCGGCCAACCCUUCGACAUAGUAAAAGUCCGCCUGCAAACCUCCCAAGCCUACCCGACCGCCCUCUCCGCCGCAACCUCCAUCUACCGCCACGAAGGGGCGCUGGCCUUCUACAAGGGCACCCUGACCCCGCUCCUCGGCAUCGGCGCCUGCGUCUCCAUCCAGUUCGGCGCCUUCCACGCGGCGCGCCGCUGGCUCGAGCAGCGCAAGCCUGCCUCCUCCGCACGGGGUGUCCCGCUGGGGUACGGCGAGUACUACGCCGCGGGCGCGUUCGCGGGGCUGGCGAAUAGCUUCCUGUCGGGCCCCAUCGAGCACGUGCGCAUCCGCCUGCAGACGCAGCCGCACGGUGCGGGGAGGUUGUAUGCCGGGCCGUGGGACUGCGUGCGGAAGCUGUGCAGUGCGGCGCCCGGGGGUGGGGGUGGUGUGGCGAAGGGGUUGUAUCGCGGGGAGGCGGUCACGCUGUUGCGCGAGGCGCAGGCGUAUGGGGUGUGGUUCUUGGCGUUUGAGUGGUUGAUGAACUCGGAUGCGGCGAGGAAUAAGGUGCAGCGGAAGGAGAUUGCGAGCUGGAAGGUGGCGUUCUAUGGGGGGUUGGCGGGCGAGGCGCUGUGGUUGGGGAGUUAUCCGUUUGAUGUGGUCAAGAGCAAGAUGCAGACGGAUGGGUUUGGUGCCGAGCAGCGGUACAAGACGAUGCGGGACUGCUUUGCGCAGACGUUCCGGGCGGAGGGUUUGAGGGGGUUCUGGAAGGGGAUUGGACCCACGCUGUUGAGGGCCAUGCCUGUUAGUGCGGGGACGUUCGCCGUGGUGGAGAUGACGAUGCGGGCGAUUAACUGAGAGGGGCAUCUCUACGGAGGAGUUGCAACAAUCAUCAUGGAGCCAGCCGUGAGGCCCGGGGUUGAGUUGGGAACGUGCUGACACCGGCAAGAGGUGAGGGACGAGCUUCUCAACGGUCAGAAUGGCCAGCGCCCUCAACGGGUGCUGCGAGACGAAGCAGGGGACAUGUCUGAGAGCCAGAUGAGAUGGGCGCAGAUGAUACCAUUUGGAGCGUUCCGGUGCUUGUAUAUAGGUA